This is a messenger RNA of Umbelopsis ramanniana AG, 1684 nucleotides long. RefSeq lists its product as uncharacterized. The transcript has a single exon. Gene Ontology annotation, molecular function: protein binding. The coding region runs from base 34 to 1542 and encodes 502 amino acids. The record is from RefSeq and is a predicted model, not a curated record. Lineage: Eukaryota; Fungi; Mucoromycota; Umbelopsidomycetes; Umbelopsidales; Umbelopsidaceae.
CUUUGUUCAUGCCUUAUCUCUAGUGAUCUCGUUAUGAAUUUGACAGAACAGCCUACGGAGAUUCUGAUUCACAUCUUGUCUCAUCUAACAUGGUUCGACAUUGUUGCUUGCUCAUAUGUCAAUAAGCAGUGGCACUCACUUGCUUGCGCAGAAUACUUGUAUAAAGAUCUAUACUUCACAUCGUCUCGCAAUAUGGACGCGUGCUUGACUGUCUUCAACGAAACUGCCCUGAAGAGGAAUUAUCCCAGUCGACAAAGCGAGUAUUCCUAUAACAAUUACGGUCACUUUGUGCGAGGCAUUCAUUUGGCACAGACUAUGGAUAUUGUGGAUUACAACAUAUUACUGGACUUACUGAAGCAUUUUCCCUUUGUUCAAAAUAUAAAAAUCGGUAACCAUGGUCUGACUGAUGAACAUCUUGCCUGUAUUCGACAGACAUGCCCCAAUCUACGGAGGGUGGAUACUUCAGGCUGUGGAUUGGUGACAUGGAAAGGUCUCCUAGAUCAGCAAUGUUGUGAUCAGCGCCUUGCUUUGGAAUCUUUAACAACUGGAUUGUGCUUCGAGUUCUGGUCCACCCCGCCACUUAGUAUUGCUCCAGGCAUACAUUUUCCUUUCCUUAACGAAAUCAAGACUCAUGUCACCAAUAUAAAUCAGUUCCAGCAUGCUCGACAGCUACUUCUUAUGUGCAAGGAAACAUUGGAAAGCGUCGGAAUCUAUUGGUUUUAUCAGCCAAGCAUAGGAGCAGAAUUAACUCUCAUGAGUAACACAUUGCAAGCUUUAUCCAAUCUGAAGAAGUUAACUCUCAUAGGCUGUAGUGGCCAUGUGGUUGAACAUUUUGGGCCACAUCUUACCGAACUAGAGCUGCGUGGAAGGUGUACAGACGUCACAAUCAACGCGUUUUCCAAAGUUAAGAAUUUACGGCGAUUGUCAUUGAGUUACACUGGGAUUCCAGCCCACAAUGUUCAAAGCGUCUUGAUAGCAUGUGGAGAGAGACUGGAAAGUCUUUAUUAUAAUGAGUCAUCUCAAUCGGCACUAGACAAGGAAACACUUCAACACUGUUCUAGACUCAAGUAUAUUCACACAUCCUUAAGGGAGAGUACCAAAUUUUUAGAUACUAUAUCACAACUUUAUUCAACUGGACUGGAGCAUAUAGUAGACACUUCGCAACUGACAAAUUCUCUUGCUGAUAAUGGCAUGCCUGAGGAAUGUGUUUGGCCACGCCUUCUAUCCACAACAUGGAAAUCUGUCAAGUCAAUUCAUAUUAUCCGCGCCGCAGUUACCAUCGACCAACUACUUUAUUUUCCCAUGGCCUUCCCUAACGUUGAAUACAUAUCUUUAGUUUUGAAGGACACUGAAGGCCCCAUGUUGGAAAAGGUUAAGCUAUUCUUACGUCAUGCUCAUCAACUCAAAAGACUUCAACUUGGUGCUGAAAAUGGAAAGGAAUGUCUCGGCGAAGAUCUCAAUAUAGCUAGAAAACUACACCGACUGUUUGUUACAUAUAGAUACUGGAAAGAACAUCGAAGCAAAGAAUGCUAUCUUUAUUGAUGCAGUGAUGUUGAAAGAGUGGUUGGAUAAUCAGUAGAAAUGUAUGAUGCGAUGCAUCUCUGUAAAGAAAGUUUUUUUUUAAUUGAUUUUUAUUUUUUAUUUCAUCUUUAAAAAAAAAAGUCUUGUCGAAUACGAACUACAA